This is a messenger RNA of Loxodonta africana (African savanna elephant), 8129 nucleotides long. It is a transcript of the gene PPIG, whose product is annotated as peptidylprolyl isomerase G. Gene Ontology annotation, biological process: protein folding; protein peptidyl-prolyl isomerization. The record is from RefSeq and is a predicted model, not a curated record. The coding region runs from base 364 to 2631 and encodes 755 amino acids. Gene Ontology annotation, molecular function: peptidyl-prolyl cis-trans isomerase activity. NCBI's taxonomy places the organism in Eukaryota, Metazoa, Chordata, Mammalia, Proboscidea, Elephantidae. The transcript is spliced from 13 exons.
AGUAAGGGCCCGGGAAGAGGGGCGGAGCUGACGCGACAGGCCCGGCUGGGUUAACCGUCUUCCUCUCGAGGUAUCGGAGCUGCUUGAGCUCGGAGGGGGCCCUUGAGUAUUGCGGCUCUGGCUUUGCAGUUCUUGCAGCCGGAGAAGGCCUCCAGCCGAGCUUCCUGGGCCUGAGAAACGUUCCUCCUCCUACCAGCUCCGGCCCUCCCCAUUCGGCGCACACCUCCCUUCCUGACGCAUUUUGCCGCACAAGCUGUAAUAUGGCGGCAGCGACGGCGGCCUGAGCUCUAGGGAGCCAGGGUGAUUCUUGGUGCUUCAAAAUUGUAAGACUGAGCACUGCUGCGGGGUUGAAGUAUUGGAGCCAUGGGAAUAAAAGUUCAGCGUCCUCGAUGUUUUUUUGAUAUUGCCAUUAACAAUCAACCUGCUGGAAGAGUUGUCUUCGAAUUGUUUUCUGAUGUGUGCCCUAAAACAUGCGAGAACUUUCGUUGUCUUUGUACAGGUGAAAAAGGUACAGGGAAAUCAACUCAGAAGCCAUUACAUUAUAAAAGUUGUCUUUUUCACAGAGUUGUCAAGGAUUUCAUGGUUCAAGGUGGUGACUUCAGUGAAGGAAAUGGACGAGGAGGGGAAUCUAUUUAUGGAGGAUUUUUUGAAGAUGAGAGUUUUGCUGUUAAACACAACAAAGAGUUCCUCUUGUCAAUGGCCAAUAGAGGGAAGGAUACAAAUGGUUCCCAGUUCUUCAUAACAACUAAACCAACUCCUCAUUUAGAUGGGCAUCAUGUUGUUUUUGGGCAAGUGAUCUCUGGUCAAGAAGUUGUAAGAGAGAUAGAAAACCAGAAAACAGAUGCAGCUAGCAAACCAUUUGCUGAGGUACGAAUACUCAGUUGUGGAGAACUAAUUCCCAAGGCUAAAGCUAAGAAAGAUGAAAAGAAAAGGCAUAAAUCCUCCUCCUCCUCCUCCUCAUCCAGUGACUCAGAUAGCUCCAGUGAUUCUCGGUCCUCUUCUGAUUCUUCUGAUUCUGAAAGUGCUUCUGAAGAGAAAUCAAAAAAAAGAAAAAAGAAACAUAGAAAAAAUUCCCGAAAACACAAGAAAGAAAAGAAGAAGAGAAAGAAAACUAAGAAAAGUGCAUCUAGUGAAAGUGAGGCUGAAAAUCUUGAAGCACAACCCCAGUCUACCGUACGUCCGGAAGAGAUCCCUCCUAUACCUGAAAAUAGGUUCCUAAUGAGAAAAAGUCCUCCUAAACCUGACGAAAAGGAAAGGAAAACCAGAGAGAGAGAGAGAGAAAGAGAGUGUAAUCCACCUAACUCCCAGCCUGCUUCGUAUCAGAGGCGACUUUUAGUUACUAGGUCUGGCAGGAAAAUUAAAGGAAGAGGACCACGGCGUUAUCGCACUCCUUCCAGAUCCAGAUCAAGGGAUCGUUUCAGACGUAGCGAGACCCCUCCACAUUGGAGGCAGGAGAUGCAGAGAGCUCAAAGAAUGAGAGUAUCAAGUGGUGAAAGAUGGAUCAAAGGGGAUAAGAGUGAGUUAAAUGAAAUAAAAGAAAAUCAAAGAAGCCCAGUUAGAGUAAAAGAGAGAAAAAUAACUGAUCAAAGACAUGUGUCUGAGAGUCCAAACAGAAAAAGCGAAAAAGAAAAGAAAGUUAAAGAUCAUAAAUCUAGUAGCAAAGACAGAGACAUCAGAAGAAAUUCAGAAAAAGAUGAUAAAUAUAUUAAAAACAAAGUGAAGAAAAGGGCCAAAUCUAAAAGUAGGAGUAAGAGCAAAGAGAAAUCAAAGAGUAAGGAAAGAGAUUCAAAGCAUAAUAGACAUGAAGAGAAGAGGAUGAGGUCAAGGAGUAAAGAAAGGGAUCAUGAGAAUGUUAAAGAAAAAGAAAAGCAGUCUGAUUCUAAAGGAAAAGAUCAGGAAAGGAGUGGAAGUAAAGAAAAACCUAAACAGAUAGAAUCAAAAAGUAACGGGCAUGAUCAUAAUAAAAGUAAAGAAAAGGAUAGACGCGUGCAGUCUAGGAGUAGAGAGCGUGAUAUAACUAAAGGCAAACACAGUUACAAUAGUAGAACAAGGGAACGAAGCAGAAGUAGGGACAGGAGCAGAAGAAUGCGCUCUAGAAGCCAAGACAGAGAUCGCAGCCGAAGCAAGGAGUACCAUAGAUACAGAGAACGGGAGUACAGGAGAAGAGGAAGGUCACGAAGCAGGGAGAGAAGAGCAACACCAGGAAGAUCAAGAAGUAAAGAUAGGAGAAGAAGAAGGAGAGAUUCACGAAGCUCGGAGAGAGAAGAAAGUCAAAGCAGAAACAAAGAAAAAUACAGAAACCAAGAAAGUAAGACUUCACACAGAAAAGAAAAUUCUGAGAGUGAGAAAAGAAUGUACUCUAAAAACCGUGAUCAUAAUAGCUCAACUAAUAACAGGGAAAAAAAGGCUGAUAGAGAUCAGAGUCCAUUCUCAAAAAUAAAACAAAGCAGUAAGGACAAUGAAUUGAAGUCCUCCACGUUGAAAACCAAGGAGGAUGGGAAAACCAGAUCCUCAGUGGAAAAAGAAAUCAACCAAAAAUCAAAGGGUCAAGAAAAUGACCACAUACAUGACAAAAAUAAAAAAUUUGAUCAUGAAUCAAGCCCUGGAACAGAUGAAGACAAAAGUGGAUAAGCAAGUUGUAUAAACUUAUUUCCAUUCUGUCUCAAAUUUUAAGUUUUAGAGACUUGCUGAUAAAUCUUUAUGUUGUUUUCCUCUUCAUUCUUUUAUGGGUUGUUUUAUGUUUGUCUUUUUUUUUUUUUAAUGUGGACUUCAUUUAGUUGAUCUUUUGAUAAUCUGCAACCUGGAUAAUUUGUACUGCUAAAGUUUUAAUAAACUUGAAAUGAGAAAAACACUUUGUGUAAUACUGUGUGCUGUGUUUGACUAUUUCAUGGAUGCAUUUUUGUGUUGCAACAAUUAGCCAGUAGCAAACAUGCUGUGCUAUACCCUGAUUUGUUUAUCAACCACUUGAAAACAGGCAUAACUGAUUGUUGCAAUACAUUGUUACAAAAGCUUGUGUUUCUCAUUUUAAAGUAAGUUGGAAGCCACUGGGUAGAAGAUAAUCUUGUAUAGAUUUUGAUGGCACUUAUAAUAGAGCCUUGCCACAGUUUCUUUUAAUUACGCAAAGCAGGAUCCUAAUAACUUGAGCUCAGUCAUCGCUUUUGAUUUUAUAGUCUUUUUUAUUUAAAUAGAUAAAUAUGUAAUUAUUUACAUUGCAUUUCAUAUCUGAUUCUUUCAAACUAGCUUGUUUCACGUCAGUGGUUUUCCUAUCGAAUUUAGUUUUAUUUAACUGUUCAUAAAAAUAGUUCCAAGUUUUUGUUUUUCAGUUGAUGUACUGAUUGAGCUUGACUUGCUGUUAUACAGCAUUUGACAGGACUAUACCUUGGAAGAUCAGAUUUUAAUUCUCAAUUCUGUGUUACUGCUUUAGUGUUUUUUUGUUUUUUUUUUAAUCAGUAUUACCCUUUUCUAAAAUUAAAAAAAAAAAAAUCUUACUAAAACUUACCACUUGUACAAGUCUUUAAGUUAGGCAGAUUCUAAAAAUCAUUAAUAUUGACAUGUUAACUCCCAAGAUUUCUUUUUUGGCCACGAACCUAUAAUAGAAUUUAGUGUUACUUCUGCAUGGUUUUAUUUUUUAGUUGACCUGACUCUCAUAGUUGUGAGUUUCAAAUGGCAGGAAAAUGUAUUUUUUUCUAUCUAUAUAUAUAUAUAUCGUGAUAGGCUUCAUAGCAUGUUUAUUGACUCUGGUUUCUGUUCAGGCGGCUUUAAACUAUUAUUGUUAACACUGUUUUAACUUGGCAUGUAUGACAUUGCCACAUAGAUAAAGUAGAAAGUUGCAAAAUUUGAUAACUAAAGAUACCCAAAAGUCGUUUAGAUUUUGUGUGUUGGAUUUCACUAUUUUGUGAUGUGUGGCCUUUUAUUCUGUAAUUCCUCUUCUAAAUAAAACAUUGAACAUCCAGCAAAUACAAAACCUGCCUCAUUUUAAAAGAAAUUACAGAAUUCCUAUUAAUAGUAGUCUAGGGUAUUUCCUACUUUAAUAUUUGCCACUAUAGUGUCACCUGUAUUACCAAGGUAGCUUCUUGAUAAACCCAGUAGCUACUCAGAGCUGAUUGUACUGAAUAAAGCAGUGCUUAACAUAAUACUUCUCAUUAUUGAUUAAUACAGUAAUGAUACAUUUGGCAUUGCAAUAGUUGUUUACAGAAUGAAUUGGAUAAUGAAGAUAAGAUUUGUUUAGCAUAUCUUAAAACAAAUAUCCACAGUGCAGUCUUUCCAAAACUUCUUCCUGACAAUAAAAGUAAUAGAUGUAUAUUAUAAUCCAGGGAGUUUGAUUCUUUAGGGACUUUGACCACAAACCCACUUUAGGGAUAGUUGAGUCUGAGUGCCCAAGCUGUAUAAUCUGUUAAAUAUUUUAAACUAGUUAUUGCUUGUCUUAAAUUCAGUAAACUGCAUUUUUAAAAUCUUUGUGAUAAACUAUUUGAGCUUCAAGAAAGGUGCUAUUUAAGAAAGGAUUUCUAAUAUAUUUUUUAAAAGCCCAUGCUAAGUAAAACACUUCAUACUGUCUGAUCCGAGAGCUUUAUCCACCAAGGAUUACAGACAAGUACUCUAAAUCUUAGAGUUUUCAAAAGUAACCAUAGUGAAAAAAAAAAAAAUAAGUACCUUGUAUGAACAGUAUUCUUAUGUUUUGGCUAUCAAAAGAGCAGCUCCAUGUUAAGCAUUAUUUAUAGUCUCCCCCCCCCCCCUUUUUUUCUUUAAGGUUUGUUAGCAGUUGUAACAGUAGAACAGAUGUGUGGUCAAGGAGUUCAGAUGAAAGGUGAGAACCAACUCGAUUUUAUUUUCAGAAUAUAAGGAAUGUUUAGAAAGUGAUUAACAUUAACUGUACCUCAAGAUCUGCAUCUGAAUAGUGCACAGCUCAAAUGGUCUUAUCCUUUUAUUAUAUUUUAAUAGUUGUGCCAUCUUUAUUUUUUACUUUAAGCGUACUGUUUUCCUAAAAAUCAACUAUUCUUCCCUGUUAAAUUGAUUUUAUAGUGCUUUAUGUCUGAGCUGACAGUUUAUUUCAGUGUAUCUUUGACUUAAUAUCCUUUUAAGAAGUUUUGUUUAAAUUGGUUUGUAUUUGUUGCUCAGUUGCUGAUAUCUGAAAAAUUUUUCAGGAUACAGAAUUUUUAUGAUUAUUUUGUGUAAAAUAUUUUUCUGGGUAAGCUAUCUGCCACAGAAAUUGACAAUACAGAGAAAUUAAUAAUGAGCAGUAGAGAGGUUACUGAAUUGCUUUCAAACUAAAUGGCCUUUGAUCUUUUGCCCAGUGAACAGUGUGAAGGUAAAACAAGUAAAUAUUCCUUCGAUGUAAGCAGGCACACAUUUGGUUUCUGGAAUUUUGAGCAAGUGGUAUUCACUGGUAAUUCUAAUUUAUUUUCAAGUUAGUAUAUAAAACUUUUUUUGUUUGUUUUUUUUAAAGUAGGGCUUCACACUCCAGGUAAUAAUUUUCAUCACACUUUGAACUUUUUAAUAAAAAAUUUCUGUAGAAACCUGUUCAGUGUGCCUGCACCAAAAGGUCCUUUAAAUAUACAUCAUACACCUGGUUGCUGUAAAGAACCAUAAAAUGGGUAUUUUUUUGUCUCUUUUUGAUCUUUUUUUUUUAAUGAUUCAGUUUGUGAUUCAUACUUUCACAGUUGAGCAAACUCUCCAAGGAUUGUAGGUUGAUGCCCUGUUUGUUGUGAAAAGAUCUGUUUUGUUAUAACUUGUUUUAAAAAAAUGAAUAAAGAUAAGCCCCAGCAAAUGCAUCAGUGGCUGGCACACCUGUCCAUGGUGACUUCCCUGCUGCUUUUUAAAGGACUUGGGGAAAAUGUAAACUCUUUGGCCUGUGGUGUGACACGAGAUGGAAAUAUUAAAGGAAAAGAUAAAUCACAUGAAUAAGAAAAUUCAUAAGCAAGGUUGGAGAAGGAAAUUGAGAUUUUUUUAUCUUUGUGCAAGAGGGAGUGGGGGUGUUGAUUUGUGUUUCUGCCUUUUUUUUAAAGCAAAUUUCAUACGUUAUCCAAAGCACACACUGUAUAUUUUCUUCCCCUUUUAUGUGUUUAUAGUAUUUUGAAAGAUUGAUAAAUGAAUUGGGUAUUUGUAUGUAGGGAUGUGAAAGAUUCUGUGGCUGAUCUCUUUGUGGAAGGGAAAACAAAUGAAGAUAAUGCACUUCCUUUUCCAAGCUCAAAAGUCACUGUGAUGUAUAUUUUUUUAAUGAAAUUUAGAAAUAAAGCUGUUGUCUUCUCAAUUAUAAAGUUAGUUUCAAAUGCUGCUUCUCUUAUCAUUAGUAACUGUUGAACUGUUUUCAGCAAACUGCAUUUUACAAAAUUUAAACUUCAAAAACUGUAUUAACUUUUAUAGUUAAUGUAUUAAAUAAAAUACUAUAAUAAACAGUUUGUUCUUUGUAUUUUUUAAAUUACUGUUGUAUUAGUUAUUCAACCUUUAUUUUUAUUAAAUGCCAGAUAAUGGAGAUAAGUAAAAAUACUGUUUUAUUUUACCCAUUGGGGAUAUAGAAUUAUUUGUAUUAAAAGAAAACUGAACAAAGAGUUUCACAAUAAGCUUCUGUAAGACUCCAACCAGCAGUGAGAAUUUCCAGAAAGCAGUUUGGGACUAAAUUCUAGUAUCAAUGUUUAUUCAUAGUGCUUCAGGUUUCAGUGUGUCUUUUGCCUCAGCAAACUUUUAAGAUAAAACUUGGGGUCUGCAUUACUAUCAACUGGAAUACUACCAUUUGCUUCUUAAGUCCUCUGAAUUUCUCAGCAUUGGAAACACUAAUAUAUCCUGUGACUGCUAGUUUAAAUAUAGCACUUAUUGUAAAGCCAUAUAAAUAUUGACUUUUGUAAAACAAAUUGAUGGUGUAAUUUGGGGUUUUUUUUUUUUUUUUUUUGAGGAGGGGUUGGUUUUGUUUUUACUUAGACAUAUUUAGAGAAAAUGUACCUAUUUAAUGUGAGAGAUAACUAGCCACUGAAAAUACAUGCCUAGGUAAAAAUGUUCUGACCAUUCAAUGGUCUGUAUAUGUUAAUAGGUGAAUAUUGUUAAUAAACUCUCAAAUUCUGGAGUGUUUUUAAGUAUCUCAUAGCCAAGAGGAUAUGUAAAAUGUGAGUGCUUUAUAUGGACUUUGCAAUUGUGUAUUAAAAAUACUUUUAGCAUCAGUUUGCUUUUUCUAUUUUGAUUGCUUUCUAGGUUUUUUUUUUCCUAGACAUAUUUCCUAACAAUGUUUUUUUUAAAUGCUAAUUUAUCAUUUUUACUUCUUUUUUUUCCCCUCAAAACCUUAAUACCCUAAGUGUCUUGGUUCCAGUUUACAUCUUUGCCACAAAUUUUGGCUGUGGGUUUCUUUUAUCAGACUAGCAGAUUAGAGCAGUUGUAUUUCCACUGCUUUCAGUGUGCUAUGUCACUCAGUUCUUUUCACUGAAUUGUUUUGUGUUAAACAGAUAGCCCCCCCCCCUUUCUUUAAUGUAGUCAAUUCUAGUAGAAAGCUCAGCAAAACUGAAAGUAAAAUAAUGAAAUUGUGUAAGGGAGAAAAACUAAAUAACGUUCUUUUAUGCUAAUCUUCACCCAGCUAAGUUGGUGGUAAAACAGAUUUUUUUAAUUAACCAUUUUUUAGAAACUGAUUUCCUGUUUUAUAAUGGGUAAUAACCUUAUCCAGAACUACUAGUCAUUCUCAACAUAAUACAUUUCAUCUCUUAAAACUUAAUUUAAAGGAAAUGGUAAAGGUUCCAACUUUCUUGGUUUAUUAUGCCCUUGUGUUCGGUGAUUUUUAUGUGGUAUCCCUAGGCCAAAAGAAAUACCUAACGGUUCUGUUUAUUAAGUAGUGAAGUUCAAAUGGCUGAAGUAUUUAAUUUCUAACAACAUAGUAACUAUUUGAAAAUUGAAAUAAAACAAAAAACACUUAUUCUUAAAUAACCACAACUAUUUACUAAUGGGAUAUAUGUAACACUUGGUCAUUGUACAACUUUUCAACCUUAGAAUCAGAUUGGACACCACUUUUCCUGUGCUACAGUGAUUUUCAUCCAGUACUUUAGUUUUAUCCCGGCGACUGUUGAAAAUCCACCUUAAAGAUGUCAUUGAAAGGAAUAGGGCAUUCAGUGUGUUGAAACUGAACUGCCUUAAAAAAAAAAAAAAAAGCCUAAAGC